Messenger RNA from Cuculus canorus (common cuckoo), 2588 nucleotides. RefSeq names its product ABI family member 3 (gene ABI3). Gene Ontology annotation, biological process: regulation of cell migration. Bases 1056 to 2195 code for a protein of 379 amino acids. The transcript is spliced from 8 exons. Gene Ontology annotation, molecular function: SH3 domain binding. Gene Ontology annotation, cellular component: lamellipodium. NCBI's taxonomy places the organism in Eukaryota, Metazoa, Chordata, Aves, Cuculiformes, Cuculidae. The record is from RefSeq and is a predicted model, not a curated record.
CCUGUGAGAAUCCGAGCUUCCAUGGAGCUCAGGAGGGGAUGGAGAUGUGGGGUGAGGGGACCUCUGGGGCUGGUGCAGCCUCAUCAUGGGCUGGGAGCAGCUCGGGCAGCUCCUGGUCCAUCAGGGUGUGGGAGCUGGGCCAGUGCUGGAGGAAAUCCAUCAUUUCCCUUGUCCUUGUGCUGGUGGGGCCGCAGGCUCAGGAAGGACCAAACCCUAACAGGGGCUUUGCUCCUGUCCGGCCGGUGCAGAGUCACCAGGGUUGAGGACAAAGCACCUCGAGGCAGCGCCUGGAGGAGGAGGAGAAGGCAGAGAGGGAUUUCCAAGCAUGGGGAAGUGGGAAUUUCCUGCCCUUGGCACAGUCUCACCCGUGGGGAUGUGAAACAUGUUUAGCAAAACAUGGAGAAAGACUCACUGUCCUGGGUGAGGGGAGGAUGGAUCGCUCCAAGGGAUCACUUAUCCCAUCCAUCCCUGUGUGCCCUGCACCGAACGUGGUCCUUGUGACCUGGGCGAUUGUGUGUGGGGCACAGGACUUUCCAGGGAGGAGGUCCUGGCACUCAAAGCCCUUGGCUGCAUCUCUUGCCUGGCUGAUAAAGAUGAAGGGAAGGGAAUCGCCUUCCCUGGAUGCCCCUCAGCCUAGCUUUUCCCCACGCCUGCCAGGAAGUGGCUCACGGAAGGUGGGUGUGGGUGGCAGCGAUGGGGGUCAGGGUCGCUGGGCAGCUUUCGUGGUCACUCACCCCCUCCGUGAGUCACAUCCUUCACUGCGUUGGCUGCUUUCGUCCCCUGCCCUGGUGGAGUGACCACGAGCCGUGGCCAAGAGCAGCCCCCGUGCGAGGGACGAGGGGCUGGGGCCACGCGGGCUGCCUCCCUGCUGGCCGCCCACCUAUCCUUGCCACCCCAGCUCUCCUGCGGGCUGCGGGGUGAAGGUGGCCGGGCUGGGCGUCCCUCAUGGGGACAGGGACACUGAGGCGCCCACAGGCCCUGCGUCAGCAUCACCGCCAGCUUCAAAACGCGGUGCCAAGGAGGCCGGGGAGGAAGUGAGAGCCGAGCCCAGCACCAUGUCGGAGCUGGAGCAGCUGCAGCAACGCGACAUCCCGGCCGGCCGGCAGGUCCUGCGCGACCACCACUGCAACCUCCACAGGGUCGCCGACUACUGCGAGAGCAACUACUUGGAGGCGAGCGACAAGCGGAAGGCGCUGGAGGAGACGAUGGCGCUGAGCACGCAGUCCCUGGCCAGCGUGACGUACCAGGUCAGCAGCCUGGCCACUGCCUUCCUGCGGCUGCUGGACCUGCAGGCGGCCGAGCUGCGGAAGGUGGAGGCCGAUGUCAGCUGUGUGGCCCAGAGGGUUGAUAUGCACAAGGAGAAGGUGUCUCGCCGUGAGAUUGGCUCGUUGACCGUCAGCAAGAGGUUCCCAUCCUACCAGAAGAUCAUGGUGCCCCCCAACCCUCCCUGCCUGGAGCCCUACUACAGGAAACCCCUCAACUUCAGUGUCCUGGAUGACAUCGGCCACGGCAUAAAGGACCACAGCACCCAGCUCUCCCGCACGGGCACCCUGGCUCGGAAGGGGAUCAAGUCGUCAGCGCAGGCUGUGGGCACCCUGGGGAGAAGCGCCCGCGUCCCCGAGCCCAUCCAGCCGCCCGUGGUUCCUGAGGGGAAGGUCAUGGCCCCGUCUGCCUCCUCGCUGGUGUCCAACAGCUUGAGCGGAACCCCUACAGCCCCUGGGGAGGGCGUCCCCGCACCGCCGCCGCUCCCCGUCCUGCUGGCUCCAUCGCCACCACCUGCAGCCCCCGUCCCACCGCCCCCACCGCUCCCUGGGGUCCUGGACCCCCCACCACUGGGCGACUUGGCCAUGUCUGGGAUCCCGGACCCUCCACCACUGGGAGACCUGGCUGCGUCCUUGCUGGACCUCGUGCCCCCGGCCCUGGAUGACCUGGAGCCGCCGCCUCCAGCUUUGCCCGACUAUGAGGAUGUGUCCCUCCCGCCGCCGCCCAGCGCAGAGGAUCCCCCCUGGGCCCCGGAGAGCUACUUGGAGAAAGUGGUGACCCUCUACCCCUACACGCGUCAGAAGGACAACGAGCUCUCCUUUGCACCCGGCGCCCUCCUCUUCGUCACACGGCGCUACUCGGACGGGUGGUGUGAGGGCAUCAUGGGCGACGAAGCGGGAUUCUUCCCCAGCAACUAUGUGGAGCCUUUCUGAGCGCUGAAGCUGGGCAGCCCCCGCACCCCAGCUCCCCGCACCCCUCUCAGGCAGGACUGCGCUUUGCCUUUGCCCAUUGGCUUCGCUCAGCUGGGAUUUCACACAGCUCAGCCCUCGCAUGGGCAGCCGGGCUGGGACUGCUGCAUCCCAGCCGCCUCCAGAGCAUCCCCUGCCCGCCUUCGUUUACUUUAUUGCUUUAAUUUCACCAGUGCUGGGUGCUGCUGGCGCUGGGCAGGCUCAGCACCCGGGCACUGCAUCUGUGCUGAUGGAAAUGCUUGGCCUGGCCCGGGCGAUGCUCCCGGCCCCACCGGAGACGUGAGGGCAACGCAGGAUGGAAGCACGGACACAGGAGCUGGGGAUGAGCACCCGCAGUGACAAGGAGAGCAGCAGCCG